Rhododendron vialii is the source of this 1530-nucleotide messenger RNA. RefSeq lists its product as uncharacterized. Lineage: Eukaryota; Viridiplantae; Streptophyta; Magnoliopsida; Ericales; Ericaceae. The record is from RefSeq and is a predicted model, not a curated record. The coding region runs from base 356 to 1114 and encodes 252 amino acids. The transcript is spliced from 7 exons.
UGAUCGCCAUCGGUACCAGUGGUCGGGCUGCUAAUUUUUCCCCCGUAUAAUUUUAGGUAGCCCAAAUAUCCUCCACGCAAUUCCGUAUCGAUUUUCUCCUCUCUUUCUCUCUCUCUCUCUCUCUCUCUCUCAUCUCCGUCGUAUUCGUAUAUCCAGCCACAGUACGUCGUCAAUCGGUGCUAGUUCCUUCAAUAUUCAAAAGAUUCAUCAAUAGACAAAACACACGCUGUCUGUAGAGAUACAUAAACACCACAGCAUCCCGUGAACGGCGGGGAAAGAGGUUGUUGGAAAAGGAAACUUAAAAUUGCCUUUUUAAUACCCUUUGUGUGGUUGGUUCGAUCCAGUUGAUUGGUGGAUGGCUGCGAGCGCGAACCCUUCUGGGAAUAAUCAACAAGAAAGCUCACGCAAUGGGAACGGGGCCGCGGCCAACGACGGUGGUUCUGCGCCCCACGAGAAUUCAGCUGUGGCGGCCACCCAGGCUGCCCUCCGCCACAACCCCGGUAUCUCCGUCGAAUGGACCGCCGACGAGCAGUCCCUUUUGGAGGAGUUGCUCACCAAAUAUGCUUCAGAGCGGAACAUUGUACGGUAUGCAAAAAUUGCAAUGGAGUUAAAAGAUAAGACGGUUAGGGAUGUGGCGCUUCGUUGUAGAUGGAUGAAUAAAAAGGAAAAUGGUAAGCGAAGGAAGGAGGACCAUAGUUCUACAAGGAAAAACAAGGAUAAAAAGGAAAAAGUUGCAGAUCCGAUGGCAAAGUCAGCACCUCAUGCUACAAACCGUUCAAGUGGUCCUCCAUAUGCCCAACCUGUGAUCUCUAUGGAUAGUGAUGAUGGGAUCUCAUACAAAGCCAUUGGUGGUGUGACAGGAGAGCUUCUUGAGCAAAAUGCCCAUGCCUUAGAUCAAAUUUCUGCCAAUUUUGCAGCUUUUAAGAUGCAUGAAAACAUCAAUCUCUUCUGUCAAGCUCGAAAUAACAUCCUCACGAUCUUGAAUGAAUAUUGCAGCUUGAAUGACACGCCGGAGAUAAUGAAGCAGAUGCCACCACUUCCGGUGAAGCUAAACGAAGAGCUCGCUAACUCCAUCCUUCCUCGGUCAUCCUUGCAGAAGAACUCAUUAUCCUAGCUUCUCAGUUGAGAUCAGUUCGAUGAUGAUCAGAAAGUAGCAAUCGGACCCAGUUCUUUUUUCCAGUUUGAAAUGGAGAUUUAACGGUUCAUUUCCUUUCUUUUCAUCGUUUUGUUAUUUUCAGGAAGUAGUUAAUGUAAAUACCUCUAGUGUAGGCCUGAUUCUCGGUUCUGUAAGUUAUUUGAAGCUGUUUAUCUUAGGCUACCUUAGGCUUUAUGUGAAUAAGUUCAAAUUGUCAACUCUCUGGGCACUCUUGAUUCGUGACUUGGAUACUUGUAUUCUUUUAGCGGAAAUUCUUAGAACAAACCUCUGGGGGGUUACCAACUUGGAGGGUUAUACGUGAGAGAUGUAUGAAAAUUUGUGAAAGUGCAACGGAAUGCGCAUAAUGUACAUCAAGAAUCUCGUCUGUUUUGCAG